This is a messenger RNA of Thelazia callipaeda (thelaziosis nematode), 528 nucleotides long. The record is from the annotation of a GenBank genome assembly. Lineage: Eukaryota; Metazoa; Nematoda; Chromadorea; Rhabditida; Thelaziidae.
AUGAAUAUUUUUUAUUUUCCUGAAAUAAAAUUUGAGCUAUGUGUUCUAUAUUUUCAGCUGGUUAGAGUACAUUCCCCUUAUAUCGCAACUUCCCAAUUACUACCAACUGUGCCUGCACUGAACCCUUAUGCAACAGUUAAAACAACCUUCUUCAUUACUUUAAAUCAGUUUUAUUCUACAACCCCUGCACAAUUUACAGUUUUCGGUAACGGAUCCAUGACACCUUUGCCGAUAAAAGCUGCGGAUGUAGUGAUAGCCGAGGAGCAACAUCAAGCAGUCGUUGCUGCCGCUGCAACUGCAGCUGCACAAUGGGCAACUGCAGUAACAAGUUUUGACGAGAAACAGGCUGAUCUCGCUCAAAGUCUUGUGAAUUUACAAUAUGCCGCAGCUACAGGCUCAGGAGGAAACAUGUUUCUCAGCAAUCCAGCAGCAUUAGCUAAGAUAACCAAACAUGACAACAUCGUCAGUUCGACACGGAUUUCACCUGUUUUACUAAAACAAAAUGCUCGGCGGUUUACGCCAUACUGA